Molecule: messenger RNA, 1518 nt
Organism: Hyphopichia burtonii NRRL Y-1933
Lineage: Eukaryota; Fungi; Ascomycota; Pichiomycetes; Serinales; Debaryomycetaceae
Gene: AIP2
Product: D-lactate dehydrogenase
Exons: 1
Coding region: 1-1518 (505 amino acids)
Cellular component (GO): mitochondrion
Molecular function (GO): FAD binding; catalytic activity
Source: RefSeq, a predicted model, not a curated record
AUGAGAAGUAUAAGAGUCAAUCGUAAUUACUCCACCAAAACCGUUGCAUUAACUGCUGAAACAUAUAGUGAUAAGGUUAAACGUGAUGAACGUUUUAAGAAAUUGGAAGAUUCUGAUUUGAAAUUCUUUGAAUCUGUUUUAAAAGAUAAAAAUUACCUCAUAACCAAUGAAGAUGAUUUGGAUUUCUUUAAUGAAGAUUGGAUGAGAAAGUAUAAAGGACAAUCUAAAUUAGUCUUGAAACCAAAGACCACAGAGCAAGUUAGUGAGAUUUUGAAAUACUGUAAUGAAAAGAAAUUGGCUGUUGUACCACAAGGUGGUAACACAGGUUUAGUUGGGGGUUCUAAUCCAAUAUUUGAUGAGAUUAUUUUAUCAGUAGCCAAUCUCAAUAAGAUUAGAUCUUUUGAUGAAGUUAGUGGUAUUUUAAAAUCUGAUGCUGGGGUUAUUUUGGAAAAUGCUGAUAAUUUUUUGGCUGAAAAAGGAUAUCUUUUCCCAUUAGAUUUGGGUGCUAAAGGUUCAUGUCAUGUUGGUGGUGUUGUUGCUACUAAUGCUGGUGGUUUACGUUUAUUAAGAUACGGUUCAUUACAUGGUACUGUUUUAGGUUUAGAAGCAGUUUUACCUGAUGGUACUAUUUAUAGUUCAAUGGAUUCUUUAAGAAAAGAUAAUACUGGUUAUGAUUUAAAACAGUUAUUCAUUGGAUCUGAAGGUACUUUGGGUGUCAUCACUGGAGUAUCAAUAUUAUGUCCAGCAAGACCAGCAGCAUCAAAUGUUGCAUUUUUAGCAGUCUCUUCUUACGAAGCUGUUCAGAAAGUUUUCACUGGAGCUCGUCGUGAAUUAUCAGAAAUUUUAUCAGCUUUUGAAUUCAUGGAUGGUACUUCUCAAGAAUUAACUAGAAGAUAUUUAAAAUUGGAUUAUCCAAUUGAAAGUGGUGAUUAUCCAUAUUAUAUUUUAAUUGAAACUAGUGGUUCAAACAAAGAACAUGAUGAUGAAAAAUUAGAAACUUUCUUAGGUAAUGCUAUGGAAGAAGGUUUAGUCGAUGAUGGUGUUGUUGCACAAGAUGAAACUCAAUUACGUAAUUUAUGGAAUUGGAGAGAAUCUUUACCAGAAGCAACUGCUCAUUGGGGAGGUGUUUAUAAAUAUGAUGUUUCAUUACCUUUAAAAGAUUAUUACAAAUUAGUUGAAGCAACUAAUCAAAGAUUAAGUGAACGUGGAUUGAUUGAUUUAGAUGAUGAUUCAAAACCAGUUGUUGAAGCUGUUGGUUAUGGUCAUUUAGGUGACGGUAAUUUACACUUGAACGUUGCAGUUAGAGAAUAUAAUAAAGAAGUUGAAAAAGCUUUGGAACCAUUUGUUUAUGAGUGGAUUAAAGAACAUAAAGGUUCAAUUUCUGCUGAACAUGGUUUAGGCUUUCAAAAGAAAAAUUAUAUUGGAUAUUCUAAAUCUGAUAUUGAAAUUAAGAUGAUUAAAGAAAUCAAAAAUCAUUAUGAUCCAAAUUGUAUUUUAAAUCCAUAUAAAUACGUCUAA